GGAGGGGCCUGUUGCCUGGGAACCGAGAAACGCUUACUGGACAGGAGAAAAGAAACCGGUUAAAAACUAAAAAUACUGUUAAACUGCGGAUAAUUACGGUUAUUAUUAGCGUUAGUGUAUCACAAAUACUUAAUAAAAACUAGAAACCGGCGAUAAAUGAGAUUGAAAGCAUCGUAAAGAAGUGUGAAUUUUGUUUUUUUGUUUGUUUUUUUUUUUUAUCUCGGACAGAUGAGCAGGUUAUUAUGUGUUGGCAACUCCUCAAAAGUUCCAGCACAGGGUGCGGAAAAAGUAAAAACAGGAGUCGCCAGCCAAGCAGAGCCAGCAGUAAACAGACCCGCCCACUUAACAAAACCAGUGGCACCCAAAUCCCAGCCAGGUGGUCAGACACAGGGGAAGCGUCCUUCAGCGAUUUCUGAUAGAGGACAGGCCAGAGGAAACUCCAGCAGGAGAGAGGUGGGUGCUGUUUUACAGGCUUCGUCUCGAACGGAUGAAACCACGCAUGGAAAAGAAAAAUUAGCAAAACAGACGUCUCCUGUCUGCGCAGUAGAGGAGAUUGGAAGAGCAGAAUGUGUAGAGAAGGUGCACCAGGAUGGACCUGUACUUACAGUACACCAGUCUCUUGGAGUGCCAGUGUGUCCGAAUACUCAAAGCACAAGUGAAGAAGAGAGUGAAGAUGAUGAAGACUGUGGGGAAGAUCAAGAAGAAGCUGAACAUCAUGCUCCCAUUGAGCUUCUCGCAGAGUUCCUUAAGGCUGUGAUGGGAAAGGAUUACCCACUGGCAAAGAAACUCUGUCAGAUGAUUCUUAUUUAUGAACCGGAAAACCCAGAGGCCAAGCACUUUCUCCCACUGAUCGAAGAGAGGAUGCUGAUAGAAGAAGCACAAACCUCCAGCUGUGAGGACAACAAAUCUGAUGAGAACGGAGAUGAUAGCGAGGAUGGUGAAGAUAAUGAUGAUGAUAGCGACGACAGUGAGGGCGACAGUGGUGAUAAUGAUGACGAUGAUGAAGACUCGAGUAGCACUGAUUCGGAUGGAGAAUUCACAGACAGUAGCUCAUCAGCAUCUGAUGAAAAGGAGGAAGACAUCAGCCAGUGAAGAAGAUCAGCACCCCUCCUCCAUAGCUGUGAGGACUGUGCAUUUAUGACAAGCAUUACCAGCUUUUGUAGAUCUUUUAGAUGCCUUUGCCUUAACAUUUAAUCUAAUUUGAAUUAUUUUGUUUCUUGAAAAGCAUCUCAGUUGCUCACUUUUCUGUAUGAUCUCAGUGUAAAUAAAUACAAUUACACACCACACACACCAAACAGCUAUGAAUGUACAUGAAUAUACCUAAUACAAAUAAAUACUUAUUUUGUGCAGACAA
Messenger RNA from Astyanax mexicanus (Mexican tetra), 1354 nucleotides. It is a transcript of the gene erich2, whose product is annotated as glutamate-rich 2. The record is from RefSeq and is a predicted model, not a curated record. Lineage: Eukaryota; Metazoa; Chordata; Actinopteri; Characiformes; Acestrorhamphidae. The transcript has 10 exons. Bases 229 to 1092 code for a protein of 287 amino acids.